Molecule: messenger RNA, 3716 nt
Organism: Chara braunii
Lineage: Eukaryota; Viridiplantae; Streptophyta; Charophyceae; Charales; Characeae
Source: the annotation of a GenBank genome assembly
AAGUACUCGUUCGAUCAGAGCCACCACCGGAAGAUCCUCGACUUCCUGAGGUCUCGUGGGUUUCGAGACAACAAAAAUACUUCGGGGAGGGAGCAGGCGGGGGAGGAAGAGUACGACGACAAUGAGGACGAGAGGAGGGCGGCCGAGGGGGGAGGUGAUGAUGGUGACAACGAUACACAGGACAUGGAGGUGCAACGAGAGGUGGAGUGCGCCAGGGGUAAGAUGAGGGGGGACAAGGCCGUUGACGAGGACACUACCCCGGAUGAGGACGAUGACGAUGAGGAUCAGGGCGCAGACAUUGGGGCCUCUCUUGAUGGGGGGCUGAUGGCCACUGGCCGUCGAGGCCAAGAGGGGGCCGCCAAAGCGAUGAAGGAGGUCACGAAAUCGAAGAAGAGAAAGAGGAAGGCAAAGAAGACCGUCACAGAGGCGACACCAGCACCUCCUCUGUCGAAGAAGGGCAGAGUACUUCGACAGACAUCCAUGUUGGAGACCUUCGAUCCGGUGUGGCAACGAGAGUUUUCGAACGAGUUCCUGCAGUGGUGGUACGUAAGCGGCAUUCCAUUUGAGGCGGCGAGGAGGCCGGAGUACCAGCGAGUGAGGAGGCGGUUGCUCGAGUGUCCGCCGUACACACAUCCUGUGUUGCCCACACACCAUGUGAUUUCCGGCGAUGGCAUCCCAGAGCAGCAACGAGUUGUGGUGGAGAUGGUGGCGGUCGUCUGCAAGGACAUUGCGGCGAUGGGAGCGACCAUCCUCAUGGAUGGUCGCAAGUCCAUCACAAGCGACCAGAUAGUCAACUUCCUUGCUGUUGGGCCCACGGGAGCCUACCUUUUCAGGACUGUGCAGCGCGAUGGUUCUGUUCAGGAAACAGCCGAGGCCGUGGUGGAGCGAUGGAAGGACGUGUUCGACAAGUUCGGUGUCGAAAACGUCAACGCCAUUUGCACUGAUUCGGCAUCCGCAUAUGUGGCUGCAUCCAAGCUCCUCGCGAAGGAGGAAGUCAAGUACAGUCGCAUUACUUGGCUUCCGUGUGCGGUCCAUGUCUACAACUUGCUGUUGUCAGACAUCGCGAAGGACGACACCAACGGGAAGCUUGGGAAGAGGGAGGACACCAUCAUUAGGGCUCGAGCUGUCGUGCGUUUCAUCAGAGAGCACGAGGCUGCUCUCAGCCUUUAUCGAUGGUUCUAUGCCGCCCACCCCUCUUCCGCCUCUGCAGUUGCGGCCAGCUCCAGCGUUGCGCCACCCUUGUCUCAGCGGCGAGGCAGAGAGCUUGUGUACCCCGCACAGACGAGGUUUGCGACACACUACUUGAUGCUGGAGAGGUUGUUGGAUCGUCGCCAAGCGUUGGAGGCAUUGAUAAUGAGCGGCGACAAGUUGCGGACUACAUGGAGGAGGUUCGUUUUCUUGCAGGUCAGGUGGGUGCGUCAUCAGGUGCGGUACGUGCCAUUUUGGGAGUACGUGGAGGACAUCGUGGAGCUGAUGACGCCUGUGAUGCAGCUGCUACGUCGUUUGGACAGAGGGGGGCGCGUGAUGACUCGCAUGUGGUCGUGGGCACUUGCCAUGGUUGACAGGGUGGUGAGGGCGAGACUAAGCAGGACGUCGAUGGAGGAGCUCAACAUCAUUGUUCACGCUUGUCAGGCGCGGGUCGAUCAUAAGUUGGAGCCCGCACAUCGCAUGGCCCACCUCCUCAACCCUCGCCACAGGAGCAUUACGUAUUUUGGAGCGGCGAGGCGCAGCAAGCACGAUAAGACACUCACAGAGGAGUCGCUGCGAUACCUUUGCCAGCAGACUGGCGCACAUGAGGAUUUGUAUCCGACGUUGUGCACACAGUUGGCGGAGUUUCUUAGUCGGGAGGGGGAUUGGACGUACGGAGGGGUUGAAAGUGACAGGGACGCGGCCUCCUGCAGAGGGGAGAAGGAGACGUCGCAGGUCGGGCAGUGGUUCGGCACUGGUUUAAUCAAGCUUGCUCGUUUGGUGGAGAUAUCCACCAACUUGAGAUUGAGUCGCUGUCAGGGGAGGGGUUCAGGGUACGUUCUGCCAUGGGAGGAUGCUGAGGAGGAGUCAGAGGACACUAUUCCUCCGCCUCGUGACGAGGGUGUUCGGCCAGUUGACCGAGUCACGGAGGCGCAGCGCGGGCGGAAGGAUCACCUUUCGAAGGUUCCGCCUAGAGUUGAGACGUAUUUCGGUCGUCGCGCCACGGUGCUUAUGCCGACUGAGUUGGACGCCAUGUACGAUCCCGAGCCUGAUCCUAUGGGUCAGGACCCGAUUGAGGCGGAGCCGUGGUCUGAUCCCGAUGACCUAGCAGUGGAGUCAGAACCCGAAGAUUCUGAUGAUGGUCGCGACGAUGGUCCUCUCGUCGAGACGUUGCAUCGUCCUGGACAUGGCGAGCAGGGUCACGAGGGCAGCAGUGAGGACGACGACGACGACGACGAUGACGACGACGAUGACAGGGAGGGGUACGAGGGCAGCAGUGAGGACGAGGAUGAUCCCGAUUAUUCCCCGACACGCGGACGUGGUGACGACGACAAUGACGGCAACGAUGGUACACAGGCUGCAGGUGGUUUGCGGACGUCGGUUCGACAGCGUGCCGACCGAUGCAGUGGUGCAGGCAGGGGAGGCAGUGGUGCAGGUAGGGGUGUGGGGGGUGCACGACACACAGGGGGUGCAGGCCGUGGUGGCGGAGGACGGGCGAGGCGAGAGUCUGCAUCGUCCACUCGCACUGUGCACUGGGUUGACGCCGGGUCAGCAACAGGAGAGGUUGGCGCCGGGUCGACAGACUUUGGUGCUGCGUCGGCAGAGGCCGCUGCAGAGGCCGCUCCCUCCGCUGCAGAGUUUGCAGUGGCGUCUAAGGAGGUCGCAGGCGGGUUUGCAGAGGUUGCAGGCGAGGCUGCACAGGUUCGAAGGGCUUCUGCGCAGUUGGGUGCCAGUUUCAAUGGUAUUUUGAAUAUUUCGUUAGGGCUUCCUCCGACACCGGCAUGCGAGCGUGGCAGUGGUGAUGCGGACGUAGCGGCUACGCCCGUCAGCCAGAUACUUCGGGACAUACCUUCAUGCAGCAUGGGUGACAUCAGUAGCAGCAUGUUGCAGGAGGCAGCAGAGGGGACACAGGAGCCGAUGCUCGAGACGGGCGGUGGUGAGGGUCAUUGUGCGACGGACGAUGCAGUGCUUGAGUGUGGCAGUGCGGGCGGUGGGGAUGCAGGCGAGAAACCCGCGUCGCCGGUUCAGGGUGUUUGUAUAUUGCCUAUCAGUGGAGCCAUGACGGCGGGGGAGUUGGAGCGGCAGACACGGGAGGACCCAUUGCAAGCAGAUCGACGCGGACGAAUGGAUGAGGCGUCGAGGAGGUUAAUGGCAGAGGGCCCAACUUACGUGUUGUGCAGCCCGUCACUGCCAUCAUCCACCACAUAUGCCACUACCCCCGUACAUGUUGAGGGUCCAGUCACAGGACGGAUUCCCGCACCGGCACCUGCAAAGUCUCCGUCUCCAAUAUCACGGAAGAAGAAGAUGAGAGCAAGUAAGAGUCUUAGUACUGUGAGGAGGGUGACGCAGACGAUGCGGGAGAGUCAACCCGGGCUGGCCGGUUUACAUCCGCGGACUCGGGAGGCAUUGGCGGGAGAGGGCCUCCACCCGGGCGACGGAGCAGCCCAUGACAGCACCUGUUGAGGCGGUGAUGCCACGUACUGGGGGGCAUACAGCAGAUAUCCCCCCAACAAACCCCAUAAACCCUA